AUGUUUCCUGAAUUUGUGGAUUACAAAAAAUGUGGGGAUAAGAUGCUUCAAAGAGUCAUAAAACCAGGAGGUCUGCUGCAAAAAGAGCUCAACAACAAUAAAGAUUUUAAGUCAAUGUGGAAAGCUAAUGAAACAUGUGGGAAGAAGAUUCCAGGUGGAACACAAGAGCACAUGGCUGCAUUGAAGAGCUAUGCAAAAGCUAAUAAAAAAUUUCUUAAAUCUUUCAACACACAACUUUAUAACAAGGGCACGAACAUCACAAUGUACCAAGAUCAGUUUUCCUUCAAAUCUCUUCACUUCCUACUGACAGAUGGCAUGCAACUUUUACGCAAAGAAAACACAACGUGUCAUAAUGUGUAUUAUGGCACAGAGAAAAAGUACAAUAUAGCGCCUGGAGAUUUAAUCAGAUUUGGGAGAUUUUAUCCAGCACAACUAGAGUAUAGUCUUGCAAAUGAGGAUGCAGUAGACAGCGAUGGGACCAUUUUUAACAUCACUUCUUGUACUGUGGUCAGUCUUGAUGAAAGUGGGUGUAAGGCAGAGGAAAUCGAUCUGCUAAUAUCCCCUGAGGAAGCUUUUGAUGUUGAAGACAUCAGGAAAGUUGGCCCCAAAGAUGAAGAAGUUACAAUGGUCAUCUUAAAGCCAUCUGCUUCUCACAGGUCCUUCGACUGUAGCCACCUGUUCAGCUCGUCCACAUCUGAUGAAUCCUCUUCUAAUUUGCUGAGGUCCAGUUUAAUGAACGUGAUGACUCCCUUUUUGAUGGUGUGCAUAUACACACUGGCUCUGUAA
Paramisgurnus dabryanus is the source of this 786-nucleotide messenger RNA. Lineage: Eukaryota; Metazoa; Chordata; Actinopteri; Cypriniformes; Cobitidae. The record is from RefSeq and is a predicted model, not a curated record.